AUGACGUGCGAGCUGCCAAGGACCCUCACCGAUGCCAGCGCCUUCCGAGAGGUGCCAGACCACCAAGAGGUCUGGGUCGACACUAGCUCGGACAGGAGUAUAGUCAUCGAAAUCCUGGAGGCGAAGGAAGUUCCUGACGGCCAGGCCAUCGACUUCUUCUUGUCCGACCUUGCCGCCUUCAACGAGGCCCAGGACCCGAAGGUGCUCGAAAACCGCAGCGUCGCUGCGGAGGAGGUGCCCCACCUCCCGGCCACAGCCCGGUGCCUUGCGGGCAUAGGGGAACAGACCGUGGCCAAGUUUCGCGAGGAUCGUGGGAACCGCGUUCGGAUCCACGCUGCGGCCAUCCGACUGCCCGACGUUUCGACGGACAUCCUCAUCACGUUGAACGAUCCAGUGCACGUCGACCCCGACAGCAGCAGCGCUGAGGCGCCGGUGCCGUCCGAGCCGGCCGAG
Symbiodinium sp. CCMP2456 is the source of this 453-nucleotide messenger RNA. The record is from the annotation of a GenBank genome assembly. Lineage: Eukaryota; Dinophyceae; Suessiales; Symbiodiniaceae.